CGCCGGUUCCACCUGCCGACGCGCGACGACCCGACGAUCGCAGCGACUGUCGCGGACGCCGAAGUCGUCGAGAAGAGAAAGCUCGAGGCCGUGACAUCGGAGCUCGUCGCGCUCCAACAAGCCAAUGUCUCGGGCAAAGUGUACUCGGCUUUUCGGGAUCAGCUCGGCACAAUUGAAGCCAGCUUGGUCGCUGCCCGCGCCAAGGUCGUCGAGUUCGAUGCGUUUCAUAAGCGCUAA
Molecule: messenger RNA, 237 nt
Organism: Saprolegnia parasitica CBS 223.65
Lineage: Eukaryota; Oomycota; Saprolegniomycetes; Saprolegniales; Saprolegniaceae
Exons: 1
Source: RefSeq, a predicted model, not a curated record